This is a messenger RNA of Haliotis rubra (blacklip abalone), 3860 nucleotides long. Its product is annotated as aquaporin-4-like. Gene Ontology annotation, cellular component: plasma membrane. The record is from RefSeq and is a predicted model, not a curated record. Gene Ontology annotation, biological process: transmembrane transport. Gene Ontology annotation, molecular function: water channel activity. The transcript is spliced from 3 exons. The coding region runs from base 1523 to 2383 and encodes 286 amino acids. NCBI's taxonomy places the organism in Eukaryota, Metazoa, Mollusca, Gastropoda, Lepetellida, Haliotidae.
GAACUUCCUAGUGUGCGAGUCACUUCCAUCACUGAUCAUACAGUGUGUAAAAGGAAUCGUCUCUUGGCGGUAAUGUCUGCUGUGAGACACUGGCCGUAGAAAAUUCAAGUGUCGUCUGCUCGCAGCAACCGAUUCAAAUGUCGUCCGCACGUGAUCACGGACAACAGCAACACACAUCUACUUCCUAUCAGUUCUAAUGGAUUCGGAACAGUGUAUCCGUGUUGUAUUGCCAAUGGAGAACCUGCCGACACUACUGGCUUCGACAACAGAAGCAGUCGCCAGUUUCAGAAACAUAAAGCCGCAUUAAUUCCGGGAUUACUUACCACGAGAGACAAUUCCUGUUAUCCCGUACUUCCAUGGUAGAAAGCCAGCCGCCGCCGCGUUGAGUCAAGUAUGUCACGGAUGUACUGUAUAAUCUGCUAAUGGAAUGAACAAGUCGUCAUCGCUGGAUUCAAAGAGAAGCUGGAACUUAAUGUGCAUCUCAGAGCCACCAACACGUAAUACAGCUUCCAGCACACAGGUACAAGCAACGAAGAUGAAAACAUUAUUUUACAAUAUGGCAGAAUUUUCAAGCACGUUUCUCUAGACGCCAGUUCGAUUUUAAGUUUCUUCUUGAACGAAGGCUACGUUCCAGUUCAAGGUUUGACCAUUGUAAGAAAGUUUUGCGAAAUCGGCAAGUCUGUAUGAACCAAGACUGUGGCAUUCUAUGGAAAGAGUUCCCAUGACAGAGAUUGUUUAUCCGGGAUAUUCUGUGUUUGCUUCUGAGAUUCACGUAGAAGCACACCGUGGUAUUGAUUCCACAAGGAUUGAUAAUACGCUGACACAUACCUGACCAAGAGUGUGUUAUGGGAGGGGAUUCCGAUGUACUGGUAUCCGCAGUGAGGCUUGUGUAAUCCAGUCUGCAAGUUGGUCUACACUGGUCGUCUGGAACACUACCAGACUCAAUACUCACGAUUCCACCUCUGGUGUGUGAAUAUCAAUGUAUUCAGAGCGAGGGAAUUACCCCAUACAGAACCACCACUGUGGUGUUAAAGGUGCAUCACUCAAUUGUUGUUUGAUUUGAACAAGUGUUUGAAUACUCUACGCAAGGUAUUGCCAUAUACAAGCUGAAAUCAUUGCGAAAUAGUAUAGGCGUACUCUCACAUGAUUGUUUGAUACCAUAUUGCAGGGAUAACCCGCACAAGAUAACCCCGGAAGCGGUUUCGUUAAAGGCACUCUCUCGAAUAAACCGUGCUUUUGGUUUCUGUUAUAUCAGUGCUUUGAAAUUCUGGCACAUCAGUGCUUGUUUUGUUUUUAGCACACAAGUGCUUGAAUAUUUGAGGGAAUUUUUGUGGAAUUCUUUCGAACUCCAUCAUUUAUGACCAGGAUGACGUUCUAAAAGAGGGUUGAGUUUAACGACGCAGAUUGAUCCAAAUGUGGAAGUAGAUCGUUGUCUCUGUAACGAAACGACACAUUAGUGUCAGCUUUUAUAAUCUAUAUCGUUAUUAUCUCUGAUUAAAAGACGAUUCCACUACCCGCCAAGAUGUCGUUUGCCCAGAUCAUGGAUAACCUCUUUCACACUGUCAGAAGCGUAAGUUUCUGGAGGUCAGUGAAGACCGAGUUCCUUCUGACAACCUUCUACGUCCUGUUUGGGUGUGGUGCCACAAUCACGGCCAACACCCGCUGUAAAGCCAGUACUGAUGAACUGAAAGCUGCCGUUACGUUCGGGAUGACGACAGUAACGCUACUUCACUGUUCACUGAGGAUGGGUUCUCCUGCACAGAUGAACCCAGCAAUUACCAUCGCAAUGUUGUGCACCCGCAAAAUCGACAUCAUCACAGCGUUUUUUAAUGUAUUUGCUCAAUGCCUGGGAGGGAUCGCUGGAGCCGGGGUGUUGUAUGGAGUUACCCCUGCCCGCCAGCAUGAAUAUCUUGGCGUGACCUCUGUGCAUUCAGACAUUGAGAGUGGACAAGCUUUCGGAAUCGAAUUCCUCAUCACAUUUGUCCUUGUGUUUGCAUAUUUCUCUAGUAUGGACCCACCCCAUCUAGCGACGGGUACCUUCCAAGUUAUACCAGCGGGUCUCGCAAUUGCGAUUGGUCAUACAUUCGGGUGGAAGUACACGGGCGCCAGUCUGAACCCAGCUCGGUCACUCGGCCCCGCCAUUGUCUGCAACGAAUGGAGGGAUCAUUGGGUCUACUGGGUUGGUCCUAUUCUCGGCGCUCUCCUCGGAGGAAUCACGUUUGAAUACAGCCAUAUCAACUACACCGGAAGUCGUCUGCUACGUCGAUCAAGCUCCACACGCGAUGAAAGUGGCCUGGAAGCACGUGCGAGUAGCAAGGAAAGCGUGGAUUUGCCCACUGAGCUGACCUUCUCAGUCAACAUGCCCGACGACCCAGAAGUCUGACUGGGAAUGUACAACAUCGCUUGCGUUGAAAUGGACGAUGGAAGAGGACUCGGAAAUAUGACUGCCCAAAAAAGUGGAACAAAAGAUAGAUAGUUGCAAUGUGGUGAGAUCAGUCAUUAGCUGUCCGUGCGUGAUGUUCUAAUCGGAUAACCUGUCAGAUACUGGCUGUGAUGUUUUGUACAAAUGAAGAAAGAUCCUUUGGCUUCAGAGCCUGAAGCUUAUUGGACUGGUGAAUUAACUAGACAUUCCGUUGCCCUGGUUGUGAUCGUUUUUCCCACGGCAAAGUCGAAAUGAUGACUGAUAUCUGCAAUCAACAGUCUCGGGAUUCAUCACCUGGGGUUUAGAUCUGCUAUUUGUCAGAUUCAACUUCAGAUGCUCCUGUUAUUGAAAUACUUCAUCGCCAAGUAAUGUGUGCCACAUAACAAUGCAGUGACGAACAUGGCUGACUUUACGUGUUUUGAAAGGCAUGGCAUGAUAAAAAGCAACACAGAGAAGUCACUGUGACCAAUCUGUUAAUGCAUAUAAGAGUGAAAGUGUCUGCUGUGUCAAGUCUUGCAUUCAGAUAUUGCUGAUGAGUACAGUCCUGAAUCCGGGUGUAUUUGUUUGAGUGAUAAAUACAACAAUAGACACAUUUGGUGAUUGUGUGUGUGACAUAACUGAAUUGUCCUUAUAGGAUUUCACCAUGCUGAAAGGAAGAUAUACCGCUCUACACUUAUUCUCUGAGAAUGAGAUAAGACAAUUGUACAGCUUCUAUAUAUUGUGAUUGGAUAUAUUUACAGUACCAAUAGAGUCCAAUUUUCAUAACGCACAUCUGUACGUGUUCUGGAGCCGAAUGCGGAUCUUGUGUGAACUUAAUACUUUGUAUGAUUCAUUUUGUGAUACUGAUAGCUUAACAGUACACGGAUAGUUAUGAUAGAAACAGGUUUCUAUUUAUUUUUAAUUUGGAGUUUUGUAAUUGGGCAUUGUGUUAUUAUUAAAAGAGUUCCGUAAAUUAGGGAAAUACUACUCAGACAAGAACAUGAAUCUGAGGGAUACAGUUUUGGGAAUUCUUUGUAUCUCAGAUCUCGAAAAUAUCACAAAUGACAACGACUGUUGGCGCCUUCUGUCAGUCUUACAGUCUCUUCAACGUGAUUUAGAGUAAGUGUGGCUUUCAGGCCGUAUCAUGUCAGCAUCACAUGUUCUUUGGGCUGAACGUAACUCCUACUCUUCAUCCAACCUCUCUAGAACAUUCGCCUAAGGGGAUAUCCACAGUGUAUCCUUGUGUAGAAUGAGCAGAGUAUUUGUUCUGUGAACUCAAGUUUGUGUAUUUUAAUAUUCCGUUGGCUACAUGCGCGAUGUUUCAACACUGACCCUGGUACCAAAGAUACAUAUCAUGAUAUUCUGCAGUAUUUGAAAGCUUCAGUGAUAACGAUUACACAUUUUAGUAAUGAUUGCAGAUUUUGAGUUUUGCACCCAAUACAAAGUGUUUUGCACUCAA